AUGAACCUGAGCGAGCUGGUUUCUGAUCCUAUUUUGAUACCAUUUGAUGAUACGUAUAUACUGUAUGAUCCCUCAGAUCCACUAGCAUAUGUAUUGGUAUACUUUUCAUUGCUUCCAAUUGGUAUCCUGAUCUUCUAUUUCUCGUGGUUCUUAGCCACUAGAGAGCUGGAAGCCGUGAUUAUCGCAGGCGGGCAAUUGAUCAACGAGAUCCUGAACAAUAUUCUCAAAAACAUUAUUAAAGAACAGCGUCCGGCGUCUUUUGGAAACUCUUUCCAAAAGGAUACGUUACGAUCGGCAUAUGGGAUGCCCAGUGCACACUCGCAAUUCAUGGGGUUCUUUCUUGCGUAUUGGUCGCUGAAAUUGGUCUUGCAUUGGGAAGGAAUUGGCAGCGUUCGAAAAACCCUAAGUAUUUUAGCCGCAGUCUUGACCACAGCAAUGGUAGCAUUAUCCCGCAUAUACUUGGGAUACCAUUCUGUGGCCCAAGUGAGUGUUGGAAUUGCCCUGGGAGGAUUUUUAGGAUCUUCGUAUUACCUGGCGGUUGGUAUUGUGCGCUAUUUAGGCAUUGUGGACUGGCUAAUGUCGUGGCGAAUAGUCCAACGCUUGUGGGUUAAAGAUUCCUUUAAUUUUAGCUCCUUGAGCUUGAAAGAAGAGUAUGAAGCUUGGAAUCUUAGAAAUCUCUCCGCAAAGCACAAGAAAGAAUCGUUGACCAAGAAAAAUUUGUAA
This is a messenger RNA of Lachancea lanzarotensis, 723 nucleotides long. It is a transcript of the gene CAX4, whose product is annotated as LALA0S08e07888g1_1. Bases 1 to 723 code for a protein of 240 amino acids. Gene Ontology annotation, molecular function: sphingosine-1-phosphate phosphatase activity. NCBI's taxonomy places the organism in Eukaryota, Fungi, Ascomycota, Saccharomycetes, Saccharomycetales, Saccharomycetaceae. The record is from RefSeq and is a predicted model, not a curated record. The transcript has a single exon.